UGGCCGAUAAAGCGCAGAUACAAGAAGCCAUUAAAGCUCAAGGAGAGGUUGUCAGGAGACUUAAAGCCGAAAAGGCCAGCAAAGACCAGUGAUAACGUCGCUGACCACUUUUCUCCUGUUCUUCCUGCUUGUUGCCACGGAUACCUUUCACGAUGCCUAUCCUCCUCAUCUGCUGACUACUUGACACUUUGAACUCUUGGAAUACUGCCUCACACUCCGUGGAACGGAAUCGGACCUCUCCUGAAUGUGCUGACUUUGGUGGGCUGCCCUGAUCUGUGUGUGUGUGUGGGCCUGCAUCAAAAUGGCCCCUGUGGCGAUGGCCUAUGGGCGUGUCUGUGUGGGACUGCUGCUUGGACGUGCUGCCCCUUGUCUCCGCGCUCUGCGUGUCCUCUCUGGAAUGACUGUGUCUCAGAUUGAUGAGGAAGUGGCCAAACUGUUACAGCUGAAGGCUCAGCUCGGAGGGGAGGACGGCAAGCAUGUGUUUGUUCUCAAAACAGCCAAGGGGACCAGAGACUACAACCCCAAACAAAUGGCCAUCAGAGAAAAGGUCUUCAACACCAUCAUCGGCUGUUUUAAACGCCACGGUGCUGAAACCAUCGACACUCCAGUCUUUGAGCUGAAGGAAACUCUGACAGGGAAGUAUGGCGAAGAUUCCAAACUCAUCUACGACCUGAAGGACCAGGGAGGAGAGCUACUCUCUUUGAGAUAUGACCUCACAGUUCCCUUUGCUCGCUAUUUAGCCAUGAACAAAAUUACCAACAUCAAACGCUACCACAUUGCCAAAGUGUACCGCAGAGACAACCCCGCCAUGACCCGGGGUCGCUACCGGGAGUUCUACCAAUGUGAUUUUGACAUUGCAGGUCAGUACGACCCAAUGAUCCCAGACGCUGAGUGUUUGAAGAUCGUCUAUGAGAUCCUGAGCGAACUGGACCUUGGUGACUUUCGCAUUAAGGUGAACGACAGACGUAUCCUGGAUGGAAUGUUUGCGAUGUGCGGCGUUCCGGAUGAGAAGUUUCGUACCAUCUGCUCGACCGUAGACAAACUGGACAAGGCGUCCUGGGAAGAUGUCAAGAAUGAGAUGGUAAAGGAGAAGGGCUUGUCCGAGGGCGUGGCUGAUCAGAUCGGCGAGUACGUUAGCAUGCAGGGUGGGAUGGACCUGGCGGAGAGGCUGUUACAGGACCCUAAACUUUCCCAAAGCAAGCAGGCCUGUGCCGGCCUCGCCGACAUGAAACAGCUUUUCAGCUACCUGCAGCUCUUCCAGGUCACAGACAAGGUGUUGUUUGACCUAAGUCUGGCACGGGGUUUGGAUUACUACACGGGUGUGAUCUACGAGGCCGUUCUCUCUCAGAUGAUUCAGGCGCCUGUGGUUGCCGAGCAGAAUGGGGCCUUGCCUGGCGAUGAGGCGAGUGUGAGCGUGGGCAGUGUAGCAGGAGGCGGGCGCUACGACGGCCUGGUGGGCAUGUUUGACCCCAAGGGCAAGAAGGUGCCCUGCGUGGGCGUCAGUAUCGGCAUCGAAAGGAUCUUCUCCAUAAUGGAACAGAAAGCAGAGUUGUUGGCAGAGAAAGUGCGCACGACAGAAACACAAGUUCUGGUAGCCUCAGCACAGAAGAACCUGUUGGAAGAGAGACUCAAACUAACUACUGAGUUGUGGAAUGCUGGAAUUAAGGCUGAGGUGUUGUAUAAGAAGAACCCUAAGCUUCUGACACAGCUGCAGCACUGUGAGGAGACUGGCAUCCCCCUGGUGGCCAUUCUGGGGGAGCAGGAGCUCAAAGACGGAGUUGUCAAACUGCGCAAAGUGGCCAGCAGAGAAGAGGUCGACGUACCCAGGGAAGAACUAGUUGAAGAGCUCAAGAGAAGGACCUCUAAGUUGCCAUAGAUCUGUUUAUCCCUCUUUACUAAAUAUUGUCAGCACACCUGACACUCAGACGUUCUCAUCACCAUAUGUAAGGAGUUAUAGCAAUUGUUCUGCUCUCAGUAUACUGCUUGCCUGUAUGAAAAUAAACUGGAGUAAGCGUGAAA
Electrophorus electricus (electric eel) is the source of this 2019-nucleotide messenger RNA. RefSeq names its product histidyl-tRNA synthetase (gene hars). NCBI's taxonomy places the organism in Eukaryota, Metazoa, Chordata, Actinopteri, Gymnotiformes, Gymnotidae. The record is from RefSeq and is a predicted model, not a curated record. Gene Ontology annotation, molecular function: histidine-tRNA ligase activity; identical protein binding; ATP binding. Gene Ontology annotation, biological process: mitochondrial translation; histidyl-tRNA aminoacylation. Gene Ontology annotation, cellular component: cytosol; mitochondrion; cytoplasm.